Messenger RNA from Sebastes umbrosus (honeycomb rockfish), 2782 nucleotides. RefSeq names its product KIAA0513 ortholog. The coding region runs from base 323 to 1630 and encodes 435 amino acids. NCBI's taxonomy places the organism in Eukaryota, Metazoa, Chordata, Actinopteri, Perciformes, Sebastidae. The record is from RefSeq and is a predicted model, not a curated record. The transcript is spliced from 13 exons.
UUUUUUUGCGCAUGCGCUCUUCUUCCUCAAGUCCUCAGUGAGUCAAAUCUACGACACACAUCCAGCAGAGAGGAGCAGCAGCACCACUAUAUCCUGCUAUCCUGCAAGACCGAGACAUUUCAUAUGCAUUGGAUUUGUGAGUUCACCUGAUGUCGGCACCCUCAGGGGGUGGGAGGGUCUGCAAAAUCAAAACCCAAUAACGACAGUUGAAACCUCCAACUUGCACUCACAUCUAUGACCUCCCUCAUGUUCCCGCAGAGCACAGAAUAGCUCGUUCUAAAUCCACUGUUGCAGAGCUAAAAGGAAGGGACUUAUUUCCAACAUGGAGGGCGUAGCAGUGGACAACCUAAUAGACUUUGACCUGCCCUCAGAGGCCACAACUCUUAGCGUAGAUGGAGGCCAACACCAAGGCCAUACAGACCUUUUCUCCCCAGAGCCUCCCAUGGGAGUCCACCAGCAGCCCUUACUGCCAGAGCCCAUGGCGCCAACCAAGCCUAGCCCUCACCACCACCACCACCGCCACCACCACCACCACCAAGAGGAAGGAGACAACGACAGCGAUGCUACAGAGUCGGCAGACAGCGAGAACGACAUGGACCCGCCCUCUCACAUGUGGGAGCUGAGGAGGUCGUCGUCUUCGUCCACUCACAGUGGAGAGGACGCCGACACUGAGACGGUGGAGCGAAGGCAGUUCAUGAAGGCUUAUGUGGAAAAGGUGUUUCAUGGAAAGGAGGACUUUGACCAGGAAGAGAAAGCUCGCUUUGGAGAGCUGUGCAGUGGAGAGAAUGGCAAAGGCAGAGAGUGGUUUGCCAAAUACGUCAGUGCACAGCGCUGCCACUCUAAAUGUGUGUGUGAAGCCACCUUCUACAGACUGGUGCAGUCCUUUGCAGUUGUAUUGUUUGAAUGUUACCAGAUGGAUGACUACAGCCCAGCCAAAAACCUCAUGACUAUGUGCUUCACAUACUACUACAGUGGGAAGUCUCAACCAUCUCCUUCAGAGCUGCUGGAUCGUGGUGGUCCUUCCCCUGCUCUAGACUCGUACAUCAACAAGGCGAACUCCUGGCUGUCUGUGAAGAAGGAUGCCGCCGAGCGCCUCCUCAAAACCACAUCUAAGACUGACGUCAAAGGCUUCUUUGGAGGCCUAGAGAGCAAGCUGAGAAGCUCAAUGGCUCCCAAGACUGAGGAUGGGGAAAGCCCAGUUGAAACCAAGCCCAAAUCACCCGUGUCUGAGGCUCCAGAGGAAAAGAAAGGAGAGAAGGUGUACCUGUACACCCACCUGAAGCAGCAACCCAUCUGGCAUACACUACGAUUUUGGAACGCUGCAUUUUUCGAUGCCGUCCAUUGUGAGAGGAAGAAAAGAUCACCAACCACAAGGGGAACGCAGGAUGAAGAGAAAGACGAGAGGGAGAAGUGGUGUCAUAUGACCCAGGAGGAGAGGGACGACAGCUCCAAAAUCGAUGAGAACAUCGCCUUUGGCCAGCUGGGGACAUUCACUCAUAACAUGCUGGCGUUUGGGCUCAGUAAGAAGCUCUGCAAUGACUUCCUGAAGAAGCAGGCAGUCAUUGGAAACCUGAAUGAAGAACAGUACAAGCUGCUGACUGACCACAUAGAGAAAAUGGCUGCAGAGUGAGUUUGAGGACAACAGCCUGCAUUUCAAAGUCUCAACACAACAGACUGACAGCACACGCAUCAGCAGUUUUUUUUUGCAAAUCAAUGCCACAGUGACCCAACUCUCUGUUUGACUGUUGUUGCAUUUGUGUGGUACACUGCUGAAAAUCAACAUAACCUACUGUACUGAACUGUGCCAUAGUUGUAGCAAACCCUGUUUAUCCAACUUGGUAGUGCUCCCCUGCGCCCUGUUCUGUAUUAGCAAUAAUACAACAUCAUCAGCUGGUUCAUACUUUAAUAUCUAUAACGCCUCUGUCUGUGACGUGCUUGACAAAAACUAGAAGCAUAAAGUGAAACCAGUAUAAAACCUAAACAGCCUCAGUAUGGCGUCACACACUCCGGAUUUAUAUGUUAUAGACGUGAUUAUAUAUCCUUGAUGCUGUUUCGUUCUGUGUUUCCUUGGUAACCAUGUUUAUUACAGGUUAUAGUCACAUCUAAAAGCAUCUGGUGAAACACAUUUUACAUAAAUGUCUAUACAGUUCAAACCAGACUUGGCUAUAAAAGAACACGGCAUGCCAAUAAUAACCCAUAGUGUUUUAAAGCUGCAGUAGGUAACUUUGAGCAAAUAUGAUAUUAAAGAUAUUUUUAUAAAACUGUCACUAUAUCCUGACGGUAGUGCAUCAUGUUCCUCCGGUGUCCCCCUGUGCUCCUAAUGGCAUUAGCUAGAUUUCAUCGUGCCCGAAGGAAAUCCGAGCCGAGGAGUCUCUAGAGCAGGUGUCAAUCGCUGCCAACAAAACAUGUGAACUCCGAUCAAAAUGUCAAACUAGGCAGCUUUGACCAAAUAUGAAUCAAUAUUCUGUUACUGUAAUGCCUAUUUCUCUCCUCAAAUGUUUUCAGAAACAUCUUGUAGUGUACUGUUUAGCUGCAAAAUGAGAAAGUUUGCUCCGGGCGAUCGGAGGUGCUUGGUUUUUUCUCAUUUUACAGCCAAACACAGUGGAAUCUUGCAAAUUAGAGAUGCUUAAAAGUCUGACUUUUUACCACCGUCUUGGAACCGUCCCGAAAAAUAAUUUCAACCAACCCGAUGUUUCCAAAUGUUAGCAUUUCACUUUGUUUUUGUCAUCUACAGUGGUUAUUUGCAUAAAAGCACAGAAUUCAAACAAUAAAGAAAUAAAUU